AUGUCGCUCAAGAUCAAUGGCUUUGAUGUUGACGUAACCCCAGUCAUAGCACCAGGGGCUAAAGAAGCAGGCCCCUAUGACCCCCUAAAGCCUUCGGUGACAGUCCUACCCAAGGGCCACAAGAGGACCCCAGCAAACAAAGCUUUCGAGGUCGACACGAUCUUUGAGAAGGAUAUUGUUCUUCCCAUGCGAGACGGCAUCAAGCUGUAUGCUGAUGUGUUUCGACCCAAGUCUGAUGAAAAGGUUCCAGCCGUUCUCAUCUGGAGUCCAUAUGGCAAGACUGGAAAUGGCCCCCAUGGUCUCGGCAUGAUUCCUGGUCGAUUUGGUGUGGCUGAAGAUCAAGUCAGCGGUUAUGAGAAGUUUGAGGGACUGGACCCAGCUGUCUGGCCAGCCAGGGGAUAUGCUAUUGUGAAUGUAGACUUGCGAGGCUCUUGGGACUCUGAAGGAAUCAUUCCAUGGGUCGGCAAUCAAGAUGGCCAAGACGGAUAUGAUGCCAUCGAGCACGUUGCAAAGCUGGACUGGUGCACAGGUAAGGUCGCACUAGGCGGCAACAGUUGGCUCGCCAUGGUUCAGUGGCAGAUUGCUUCUCAGCAGCCUCCGUCACUCGCUGCUAUUGCUCCGUGGGAAGCCAAUGCGGACUUUUAUCGUGAUACUCUUGCCCGCGGUGGCGUGCCGUAUCCCUACAGUGCGAUGUGGAAGCUCCUCCAGGAUCUAAUGGUCGGUCGCAAUGCUGCUGAGGCUCCGAUCUCUAUGCUGGAGAAGUAUCCCCUGUUCAACGACUACUGGGAGGACAAGAAUGUGAAGCUCGAGAAAAUCCAUGUUCCAACCUACGUUUUGGCCAGCUUCUCAACGGCACUUCAUACUACCGGCUCUAUUCGUGGAUAUCAUGACAUAUCCUCCAAGGACAAAUGGCUCCGCAUUCAUGCUAAGCAAGAAUGGUCCGACUUGUAUCAUCCCGACAGUGUUGAUGAUUUGAACAAGUUCUACGACUACUUCGUCAAAAGAAUCAAGAAUGAUUGGCCAAGUACCCAGAAAGUUCGAGGAUCUCUGGUUGGCUUCAACCUACCCAACAUCAGCAAUGUCCCCCUGGAAUCAUAUCCCAUCCCUAACACAAAGCACACAAAGCUUUACCUGGGUCCAGGCGAGAAGCUUGAAACGACCCCUCUCAAAGAUUCACAUACCGUGUCUUACGAUGCGGCAUAUCUUCCGAAGCACCCUCUUGAAGGUGGUGAGGAGUUGCUAUUUAGGUACAGGUUUACCAAGAAGACGUGGCUUAUUGGCUAUUCAUGGCUCAACAUCAGCAUCUCCAACGAUGGCGAUGAUGAUAUUGACGUCUUUGCUCAACUUGGUAAGCAGGACGCUUCAGGAACUCAGUUGGUCAACAUGAACGUGCCUUUGAAGGACCUUAUUCCUCCUGUCGAGAAGCACACAGAUGCGGCAGACACCUGUUUCCUCAAGUACCUGGGUCCAACAGGCUCUCUGCGAGGUAGCCAUGCUGUGACAAAGGUGACGCCUAAGCUUGGAAGGUUUACGGGCGAGUGGCCUGAAUACACCAACACGAGUCGCAAAGCAAUUCCUGCUGGCACUGUUGCUAAGCUUGAGGUUCCCAUCUGGCCAACUGGAAUCAUAUAUGAAGAGGGAGAGUAUCUGACAUUGAAGGUGUCGGGCCACUACAUGAGUUUCAUGGAAUUUGACUUCUUGUACGGAGCUGCUCAUGCAAACAAAGGUCGUCACACUAUUCAUGUAGGGGCCGACUCUGACAGUCAUCUGGUGGUUCCUCUACUGGACCCUCUGGCUUGA
Molecule: messenger RNA, 1800 nt
Organism: Fusarium fujikuroi IMI 58289
Lineage: Eukaryota; Fungi; Ascomycota; Sordariomycetes; Hypocreales; Nectriaceae
Product: related to acyl esterases
Exons: 5
Coding region: 1-1800 (599 amino acids)
Molecular function (GO): dipeptidyl-peptidase activity
Source: RefSeq, a predicted model, not a curated record